AUGGCAGCUACGAUGGAUUUCUUCAGUAGCAGCAGCAGAUCAGUUCAGUCGGAUCUAUACGGAGACGAACUGAUGGGAGCACUUGAACCUUUUAUGAAAAGUGCUUCUUCCCCUUCUUCGGUAGCAGCAGCUUCUUCUCCUCCAUCCAUGGCCGUUGUUACACCUUCCCUUUCUGAAACCUUUUCUUCCUCAUCCACCUCGCUUCCUUCUACUUCCUACUCUUCUUCCACUUCACCUCCACCUUCUGGUUAUCUUUCAUUUUGUUCCCCUUCUUUCUCUCAGCAGCAGCAGCAGCAGCAACCUUCUUUCUUUUACCCAGACGGGCUCAACCAUCUUACCCCUGUCCAAAUUGACCAGAUCCAAGCUCAGAUCCAGACGAACCACCAGCAGCAGCAGCAGCAGCAGCUCUGUUUCCAGAACUUCCCUGUUCAGCACCAGCAGCAGCACCAGCACAACACGCUCAGCUUCCUGGCGCCGAAGCCUGUCCCGAUGAAGCCCGUGAAGCUCUAUCGGGGAGUGAGGCAGAGGCAUUGGGGGAAAUGGGUCGCCGAGAUCCGUCUCCCCCGAAACAGGACGCGCCUCUGGCUCGGAACGUUCGACACCGCCGAGGAAGCCGCCUUGGCUUACGACAAGGCGGCGUUCAAGCUCCGCGGCGACUUCGCCAGGCUGAAUUUCCCCAGCCUCCGCCACCAGGGGUCCCACGUCGAGGGCAAGUUCGGCGAGUACAAGCCCCUCCAUUCCUCCGUCGACGCCAAGCUCGAAGCGAUUUGCCAGAGCUUGGCGGAGAACGGCGGGAAAGGAGCGGCAACUGCAAAGAAGGCUGCUGCUGCGGCUGCCAAAGCCGCAGCGGUGGUGAAGGAGGAGAAGGUGUCCCCCGUUGCGACGGAAAGCGAUGGGUCAGGAGGAUCAUCGUCACCUCUAUCAGAUCUGACGUUUCCGGAGUUCGAAGAGGCGCCGUUGGAUCAUGACACUGGGAACUUCAAUUUGGAGAAGUGCCCUUCUUACGAGAUCGAUUGGGCUUCCAUUUUAUGA
This is a messenger RNA of Linum tenue, 1032 nucleotides long. The record is from the annotation of a GenBank genome assembly. Lineage: Eukaryota; Viridiplantae; Streptophyta; Magnoliopsida; Malpighiales; Linaceae.